CCUCGUCAGUCUCAGAUCAGCACAUGAGCGAGUAGCACGCAAAAUUGGUGUUCCUCCGUCAAUCGAGGUCGCGUGUCAAUUCAAUAUACAAAUUAUUACAAUAGCAGCAUAAAUGCAUUAUCUAAAAAAAAUUAUAAUAGCAUCGAGAAAUUUUUCGAAAAAUCCUAAUCAGUUGGGACAGAGGAAUUCCAACACACAAGGACAGGAGUACAAUUAUCGGUCAACUUAGUGUCUUAGUGGACUUGAUUGCAAGGAUAUACAGUGCAACAGUGUAAGGAUUGAUAAAGUGCAAAACCCAUAACCGGUGAACGGACUUUCCCCGAAAAAAGGGACUCGAUAGUGCCGAAAGUGAAAACCAUCUUCCGGGAGUAACACCGCGAAAACAAGAAGCACCAUCAAAGACAUCUCAAUUACAAAAUAUUUAACUGCUCUCCGAAAAUAGAGCGAAUAUUAAGAGUGAGCGAUAAUAAAGCGAAAAGAAAAGAAAAACGCAAGUGUGCAAGUGUGAAGCGAAAAGAGGAGUGAAAAAGUAAAGUAGCAACAGCAGCAGCAGCAGCAAAUCUUGUGUCUUACAACGGUUAAUAAGCUAGCUAGCGGCAAGGUCGUAUCUCGCGAAGGGGCAGCAGCAACAGAAGAAGAGAAGCCAAAGUCUAACGCGAGCAACAGCAGCAGCGCGGCAGCUCCGUAAAAUAACGCAAAAGUACAGAAGAAAGACGAAAAAUUGCCGUUCAACGAAAGAGAGCGAAAAAUAAAACUAGACCCUCCUCCAUCUCCCCAUCUGCCACCCCUCCCACUAACCGUCCGACCGAGCAGUAGUUUUGUUGGGGACUGGAAACCAUAAUAACUAUUUAAAUCAAAAUUAAAAAGUGAGUGAAUGAAUUUAGAGCGUGAACUACUGAACACAAAACAAAAAAAGUGAUCAACAAACGCACGGCGGGUUGAAGUGUGGUGUGGUGGUCCAUCCAAGUGAAGACCGGAUAUUUAUCGUUCCUGUUGCGGUGAGCCCCGCACCCAGUCGUUUAUCGCAUUAGAGCGGACGUUUCAUCCCCAGUGGUGGUGGUCAAAUGGUCGCGGUCUCGCAUUCUCCGAAAAGCUAGGAUUAUUCUGCGGUCGAGAACGCUAGCGUACGCGUUUGAUUGUGAAAUCUAUUGGUAGUAGAGACAGAGACUGUGAUUGAACAAAAGAGAAACUAUUACGAGCUGGCAAACAGCAGCAACGCAGCGCGGCAUCAUCGCAAGUGAAGUGUUCAGUCGUUGAGAUAUGAAAUAGAGACGAGGCGAAAGCACCCAGAAACAAACGGGGCACAGUGUAAUUCGUAGAAAAAUAUUUUACUAACAAUUUUGUCGGCUCAAUAAGCCACCGGAAAAAAAGUGUAUGCGCAGCUAGCGAGCUGAAAUUGGGGAUUGUAUUGAUCCGCUUUGAGCUAGAUAGUAAGCAACAGCCUCUCCGCAGCAUGACUCUGCCAAGCAACAACACCUCCAACGUCGCGGAAGAUGAUUCGGACAUGUUCGGUCCACCGUACACCUCGCCGCCCAUACGGCGCAAUCGGCCCAAAGUUCCCAUGAUCUCAGCGCAGCUACGGAUGCGCGAAGUGCGCAAACGAAUCCUGCAGCUCUGCGUCCACAAACUCGAGCGCAUCAAGGACUCGGAGCGGAAUCUGCGUCGCUCGGUUUGCAUCAACAACACCUACUCCCGGCUCACCGAUGACAUCCGACGGGAGAAGCAGCACAAAUAUCUCAUGAUGGAUCAGCUGACCAAUUCUUGCAGAUUGAACGGCAGCAACACCUCGGAUAUCGACUCUACCAAUAACAACAGUGCUAAUGUAAACAAUAGAAAUAACGAGAAUCAUAAUAAUAGCAACCACCAGCAUAAAGUGCUAGAAUCCAAGAGCAACGGUAGCAGCAAUAAAUCUGCAAUAUCGACAGAGAGCAAAGCUGCUAAAAAAUCAUCCUCGGUUGAGACUGAUUUGGAGACGCUGGACCGGGAGCUUUGUGCACUGGACGCCGCAAUGCCUCUUGUAGACCCCGAGAUCACGCAAGGUGCCGAGCAGCUGGAACAGGCAAUGGUCUCUCGCAAACGCAAGUUUUCGCAAAUGGACGACGAGGACAACGAUCGUCUAGUGCGGGAAGCCCUAUCUCAGUUCUACCUACCCAGCAAUCGACUGCUCAGCGGAAUCGAUGACUGUCCUUCUCACCUGCUAAACGGAAGCUCGGCUUCAACCACCCCAUUAUUACCAGACACCAAACGCACCAAGCUAGACCUUCUCGAUGGCAGCGGCAUCGUACAUCACCAUCACCAGCAUCAGCAUCAGCAUCAUCAUCACCACCAUCAUCAUCAUCAUCAUAAUCAUCAUCCCUUUCACUCGCUACCGGAUCUGAAUGUAGCGCUCGAACUCACAAACCAAAGCCAUCACCACCAGAAAGAUUUCGAGGUAAUUAUGGACGCACUGAGGAUAGGAGCCGCCGGAAGCUCCAUGGCCGGUUCGUCCGCGACCGGUUGCAAUAUUAUCGGCAAUAUCGACUCUUGCGGCCAGGCGGCUAUGAUGAUGAGUGGCGAGACUAGUAGCGUGUUCCACAAUCUGGUGGUGACGUCGUUAGAGACAUGAAAAUAGGCCAACGCACAUAUCCCCAAUUACGUCCACCACCACCACCACCAAUGGACCCGCUGCUGCCAUGGUUGGAUAACUGGGGAGCUGCAAUGACAACAAUAAUUUUGAUUAACACAAAAGCAGCAGCCUUCAACAAAAAACAGAAAAACAAAUGCAUUAAUCUUAACUUAUUCGUAACAAAACAAACCCGCGAUAAGCACAUAGCAUCAUUAUUUAAGUCCAAUUUGUUAGCAUUAUCGAAAUAUUUAUAUCAUUAUUUUCCUAGGCAAAAACACAAAUACCCAACAAGGACACAAGGUUGUUGUGGUCCUUUAACGAAAAAAAAAUCAACCUAGCGAAAAUUUGUACAGCAAUUAAACGCGCAUAAUGAGAUUCGCCUGCUUUGAUUGCGUUCGAGACGUCGCGGCAUUCUCGCGUCAUAUUCCCACCCUCCUCCUAAUGCAUACGCAGCAGCAGGCCAAGCAGUGAUUACAAUUACACACCGGCGGCAGACACUUGCUGCCACGACGGUGUCGCCUGCCACAAAUUGCGAAGCUUGUGUGAAGCAAGCGAGCAGAAAAACAACCAAACCAGCCCGCCAACUCCACGUUCCAAGAGCGCGCGGCGGCGGUGGCGGCAGCGCUGCUAAAUUAUAGAAACGAGGAAAAAUGUAAGUGAAAGUGUAAGAAAAACUCCCCCCGACGGAACGCGCGCGCGCUCUCGGCUUGGUUUGUUUAGCAUCGGUGUGUCCGUUUGACGGUUGCGCGUUUUCUAGACGCAGGCGGAUCGAAGAAGCCAAGGCGGCGCGAGAGAAAAGGAGAAAAGAAACUAGUUAAAACCGAUCAAACCGCACGACGGUUGAGUAAUCCAAGAGUGUGCGCUUCUUCGCACAUUUCAGAGCGAAAGAAAAAAAAAUGCAGGCGAAUGUCGCUGCUUUUGUUUCGAUAUAUUUUUUUAAACUUUGCUCGGUGUGUCUCUCAGUCGGACACUCAGUAGUCGAUGCCAAAAUUAACCAUUCAUUCAAAACUCGCUAAUUUGUAUCCAUUCUAAUAUGUCGCCCCGGAACAAAAAAAAACGAUAAUCGAUGCUUCCACUCUCUGGGAGCUUUCCUCUAUCACCAAGCAGGCGUGUUUUCCUCUUUGCUGACCUACAAACUAGGCUAAAAAUGAAAGUUUUCCUUCGCUGCACCCCUCCCUCCUUCCAAUAUCAGCGCACCAUGGCGGUGGGCAGCGCGGGUAGCGAAUUCUCAACGGGAGGAGGAAAAUUCAUAGUAAACAAAGUCUGUGAUAUUAGCCAUAAGAUGCAUAAGCUAGCGAUAAAUAGUAAAAAAAAAGAAUUAUAGCGUGUAAUGUCUGGAUUUGGAGCGGAGCAAAGCAACACAACCAGUUAGCGUGUAAGAAUGAAUAUGAUGCGAGAUUUUAGCAAAAAAAAAUCGUCACACAUAGUAAAAAUACACAAAAACCAAACUAUUCCAAUGUGUAGCGAGAAGAGAUUCGAAAUUGUACUAACACAAUUUUACCUUUCCCCAACCUCUCUCUGGUCGGAAGAUCGCUAAGUGGGUAACACCUGUUUCUGAAAUUCAAAUCAUGAAACCAAGUUAUGAAAAGACCAAGCUUGUAUGAUUAGGUUUCAAUUCUCACCAUUAUCCUAGAACGAACCUGGAACCAACCAUUGAUCCUGUCUAUAGGUGUACAUGAACCUGCGUUGGAGAUCAAACCAAUACCCUCAAAUGGUCGACAUUUAUAAAAAAAACAUCAAGCAGUCACGGGAAGGCAUUAUUAUUUAACCAAAAAAAAAAAGAGAGAAAUAUGUAGAAACAACAUUUGUCGCCAUAACAUGUCGAUGAGAGAUGCAAUGUCAAUUGCUUUAAUUUGUUUGCCAAACAAAGAAAAAGUCGCCUUUUAAAACGUAAACAACCAAGUAAGAAUUGUUUUUGUUAAAGUAAACAUUCCGCGAUAAGUGCACUAAUCAACAAACAAUUGCGUUGAGAUUGCGUAGCAAUCUCAAUUCAGUUGAAGAACAAAAAAAUAUUGUUUCUAUUCAAAUUAUUCCUUCAAAAAAUCUCUUACAUGAGCCAAAGUAAGCCAGUCAAAAUGGCACAAAAAAAAGAUCGAUUCAUUACCAUGAUAUAGCUAUCGUCAGUACUUAAAUUAACGGAUGUUUCCAACGAGACAACUUGUUCUUCAGGACCAAAACUCUCCAGAAAGGAGAAGAAAAAAAGUAUCGUUUUCAAUUUCCCAACAAUGCGUUUGGACCACAAAAUUUGUAACCGAUAGUUUAAACACGCAUGACGGAAUCAAGACAAAAGAUAUAAAAUACCCAAAGUGCUUUGUUGAAUUGUAAUUGAACCUAUUGUAAUUACUAUUUGUACGAAAGAUAAGGAAAAAAAUCAAAGUUUACAAGCCAUCGUCUCCUAUAUAGUUUUAUUGUUUUGAUUUAUUCCGUUUUUUUUUUUGUUUGUUAAAUAGCUCACAUUUUCCACUGACUCAAUUCAAAAUAUGGCCAAUCCACCGACAUGGCAGUUCUCAGGUAAUCGUCGGUAGGUUGAGUCAUAAAAAACAAUCAAAAAAGGAUGCAACAAAAUUGAAUUUUCUACGCGCAUCGAAUCCAUUUGGUUUCUAAGCAUUUUUAUAUCCUCAACGAGUGGCUCCACUUCCACACACCCCUAGAUUCUAUUUAUGUUUUGUUUCAUCAAAGAAGAAAGAUAAAAGUCUAGUAAAAUUGUUAUAUCUUUAUUUUAAAACCAAUAUUGCUCAGCCCGACAAACGCCGAGUCGGACAACGCAACCUCACUUCCUGUAAAUCGUUUUUUUUCUUUCCUCUAUUUUAGUUCAGUUGCUGCGUUUUUAUUGAGUUAAUUUAUCUUCUAUAUAAAUAGACAACGGUUAGGAAUUGUACAUGAUGAUUAAGUAUAUAACAAAGAAGAAGCAAGCGGCAUCCAUGUGUGCUACAAUCUAAAUUAAAUAUAUGCGAAAAAUUAUAAAUUAAACAACAUAUAUACACACACCUAAGGACACUUAUUGUUGUAGUAGAAUUUUAUCUUCACAAUAAAUGUACCUGGAAAAACUUAUAAAUUGA
Messenger RNA from Toxorhynchites rutilus septentrionalis, 5664 nucleotides. RefSeq lists its product as uncharacterized. The record is from RefSeq and is a predicted model, not a curated record. The transcript has 2 exons. Lineage: Eukaryota; Metazoa; Arthropoda; Insecta; Diptera; Culicidae. The coding region runs from base 1454 to 2605 and encodes 383 amino acids.